GAAACAUGCCAUGAUAGCCAAAGACACAGCAUAUUACAAGUUGCAACUAACCAGCUGGCCUGAAAAUGUUGAAACGCUCAAGAAGCCAUUCCCCAAUAGACAGCCAAGCCCUAGAGACAUCUCCAUUGCGGUCUCCAGCACCAGCACCAUCGUCCCACAAUAACCGCACCAAGAAACAUACUCUGGACACGACUGCUCUGGUAGUCGAAGUGAUGCAUUGCUCAUUACCUCCUCACAAGGACUCAAUCUCUUUUUCCUCGUUCGAAGAUUAUGAAGUCCACUAUUUACAGGCGCAUGUCAAUCGAUGCUCAGAGUGUGGUCGGAACUUUCCUACAGAGCGAUUCUUGAACCUGCAUAUUGAGGAGAACCAUGAUUCUCUUAUUUCUGCAAGAAGAGCCCGUGGCGAGAAGACUUAUGGCUGUUUCGUCGAAGGGUGUGAUCGAAAAUGCUUAACGCCUCAGAAGCGCCGGAUGCACUUGAUAGACAAACAUAUGUUUCCACGGACGUACAAUUUUCAUAUAGUCAAUGACGGCAUCGACAAGCAAAGUUCUAUGCUACGAAGUAGACAAGGUCAUAAAACUCGCUUGUCAAUCAGCUCAUCUACCUCAAAUUCGGCACAGGAAGGAAGGCUGAGACGCCGUCUGUCCACUCAGUCAGACGAAGCUUCAAACGGUGUUCUCUCUUCUCGGAAUGAAGAAAAAGAACAUCGAUUACCGCCUUCUGAUAUGGAAAUGGAUGAGCUUGAAAAGUCCAUGUCUGCUUUACAAUUUGUACCAACAGCUGUUUUGAAGAAUAGAAAAAGAUGACUAUAAUGAAACUGAAACUUGAGUAUUAAC
This is a messenger RNA of Monascus purpureus, 836 nucleotides long. The record is from the annotation of a GenBank genome assembly. Lineage: Eukaryota; Fungi; Ascomycota; Eurotiomycetes; Eurotiales; Aspergillaceae.